This is a messenger RNA of Polychytrium aggregatum, 1453 nucleotides long. RefSeq lists its product as uncharacterized. The transcript has 5 exons. The record is from RefSeq and is a predicted model, not a curated record. Lineage: Eukaryota; Fungi; Chytridiomycota; Chytridiomycetes; Polychytriales. The coding region runs from base 202 to 1365 and encodes 387 amino acids. Gene Ontology annotation, molecular function: protein binding.
CGCCUCCAUCGCCGCGGCCCCUUGUCUCCCGCGAUCCAGCCCCGGCGCCUGCCCCAGCCCCUCCCUCCAGGCGGAGGCUUCCCUCGGGUCUUGGUCUGCUCCUGUCUCCCACCGUCUGUCUCCAUCAUCUUCGGCUCCUGGCCCCUCGCAUCGGCCCCAGCAAACCAUCCGGACCCGCAGUGCACUUCAUCCGCCGCACCAAUGACCACCGCCGCCAGCUGUAUCGACCUCGGCACCACAACCGACUGCAAGGAAUUUGCAGGCAACUACAUCGUGGCUGCCUCCUCCGCCGAUGCCGACAACAUGGUUAACCAAGGCAUUGGUGCCGCGUGGCAGAGUGCCAUGCAGACCCAAUUCGCCUGCCCCAACUUUGACGAGACCUCGGUCCGCUACCGGCUGGCCGCCUACUGCGGUCUCCUUGCCGAUAUCUACACCAACUCGGCCCCCAGCAGUGGUGUGAACUGCCCGCAGAACGCCAACCGUCCCGCUACCGCCCACCAAAUCUGUCCCUCGGCCCUCCAAGCAUACCUCAGCACCCUGACUGUCCAGUACAACGGCUGCGACCCAAACAACCAGAGCGAUGCGCGUGCCCAGGAUGUCGCUACGUACCAGCAUCUGUUGAGCGAUCUGUCAUCGACCGAUACCCCUGGAUGCAUCAGCGUCAUGAGUCUGGAGCAGAACAACACCGGUGGCCAGGGCGGAUGCGGCUUCCACACCACCGACAAGUUUGUCGCCUACUGUACCAGCAACCCCACGGAUCCCUGCUGCAACACCAGCAGCGCCUCCUCCAGCAUCUCUGCGACUCCCACGGCAACUACUUCCAAGGCCGUUGUGGCUGCCCCGGCUACCACUGCUGCCUCGCGUCCUACCGCUGCUGCUGCUCCCAGCCCGACCCCAACCCAGGCGGCCAGCGGCACCAAUAUCCCUCUCAUCGCCGGUGCUGCUGGAGGAGCCGCCGUCCUCCUGAUUGCCACAGUCGUGGGCUUCCUCUUCCUGCGCAGAAGAAAGUCCAAGGCGGCUCAACACGAGGAUGUUUAUGACUACGGAAGCACUGCUGGCCCCUUCGGUGGCAACGGCGGAGCCGCCGAUAACAUCCCUGUCGCCGAGACCAUGCAGGCCAUCUACAACUACGUUCCCAACCUGUCCGACGAGUUGUAUAUCUACGUUGGAGACACUGUUAUCGUCAAGAGCAGCUUCGAUGACGGCUGGGCCUUUGGUUUCAACAUGACCACCAAGCAGGAGGGUACCUUCCCGCUUGCCUGCCUGGCUCCCUUCAACGCCCAGGGCCAGGCCGAGCCUGGAAACCAGCAGCGCCAGAUCAAGCAGCGGGCCUCCUCGCUGUACAUUCCCCAGGGCGCCAACUAAGUCCCUCGGGAUGGCUGGUCCAGACUCGGAAGCAUCCUGCCUCCGCUAUUGCUGUGACAAUGCCACCCUCGCCCACACCCUCCCCUCG